Molecule: messenger RNA, 1601 nt
Organism: Salmo salar (Atlantic salmon)
Lineage: Eukaryota; Metazoa; Chordata; Actinopteri; Salmoniformes; Salmonidae
Source: RefSeq, a predicted model, not a curated record
AUCUGCAGUGGAGAGAAAUGUAGCGAGUCCCAUUUUCCGUUGUCCCGUGAGCUGACGUUUCUCAGCUGCGUCGAGCAGACAGACAGACAGACUGAGUCGCUAAAGAGGAGAGGAGAACGGACGGUGGUGGUCUUGACUCUUUCCACUAAUCUAGUGACUGUGCUGUAACCCAAUCUGAUGUAAUGCGCAUUCCCGUAGAUCCCAGCGCCACGCGGAGGUUUAGCCCACCGUCCGGUAGCCUCCAGCCGGUCCCGGCUAAGAUGAACGAGCUCAACACACCGAACGGGACCGGGCAGCAAGACAGCACGUUGCCAAGGCUGCGCCUGCAGGAGAACCGGAGCAUGGCGGAGAUCAUAGCGGACCACCCGGCGGAACUGGUACGGACUGACAGCCCGAACUUCCUCUGCUCGGUGUUACCGUCUCACUGGCGCUGCAACAAGACGCUUCCCGUCGCCUUCAAGGUUGUUGGGUUGGGAGAGGUGACUGAUGGGACGGUCGUCACGGUGAUGGCGGGGAACGAUGAGAACUACUCGGCCGAGCUGAGGAAUGCGUCAGGAGUGAUGAAGAAUCAGGUGGCUCGCUUUAACGACCUGCGUUUCGUAGGCCGCAGCGGACGGGGAAAGAGCUUCACGCUGACCAUCACCGUCUUCACCAACCCUCCUCAAGUAGCGACGUACCAUCGAGCCAUUAAAGUCACCGUGGACGGACCCCGCGAGCCUCGGAGACAUCGUCAGAAGCUAGAGGAAUCUCCUAAAGCAGGGCUGUUCUCAGACCGUCUCAGUGAGCUGGAGAGGAUCAGACAGACAACCAUGAGGGUUGCCGUGCCGACACAGUCCCAACAACAGCCGCUCAACGCUGGACACAACUCCUUCAACCCCCAAGGGCAGACACAGAUACCAGACCCUCGCCAGUCCCAGUCGUCUCCUUCCUGGUCCUAUGAGCAGUCCUACCCGUCCUACCUGAGUCCCAUGACUUCCCCGUCUGUUCACUCCACCACGCCCCUCUCCUCCAGCCGAGCCACGGGCCUGCCCAACAUCACGGACCCGCCCCGUCGCCUGCCAGACCUCAGUCCGUUCCCAGGCCAGUUUGAUCGUCAGUUCCCGGGUCUCCCCUCUCUGACGGAGUCUCGUUUUUCCAGUCCCAGAAUGCACUACCCCGCCACCUUCACCUACACCCCUCCCGUCACCGCCGCCAUGUCGCUAGGCUCCGCCCACUACCACACCUACCUGCCACCUCCUUACCCCGGUUCAGCCCAAAGUCAGAGUGGACCCUUCCAAACCAGCAGUACUCCCUAUCUUUACUACGGGGCCUCCUCCGGGUCGUACCAGUUUUCCAUGGUUCCUGGGGGGGACCGCUCACCCUCCAGGGUGGUUCCUCCCUGCACAAGCGCCUCCACCGGCAGCUCCCUGGUUAACCCUAACCUGCCCAGCCAAGGUGGGGGCGAGGGGGCGGUGGAAGGGGAUGGGAGUCACAGUAACUCCCCUACUGUACUCAACAAUGCUGGGGGGCGCAUGGACGAAGCCGUCUGGAGACCUUACUGAGAAGGACAGAGGAGGAGGAGUUGGAAAAGAUGAAAGAGGCGGGAACAGGAGGAGGAGGAA